AAGCUGUCAAGUCAUCUGCUCCUCCUGUCAUUCAACUAAUUAUUUAGUCGAAGGACAACUUCUGUUCAGAAAACCAAAUACUGUGAAAAACUAAAUAAAAUCAACAAACUUUUAUUAUAAUUUAAAUAUAUUUUUAAUUCCAAUCGCAUCACCGUUAUGAGUUCUAACGGCACCGGUUACGACUUGUCUGCCUCGCAAUUCUCCCCGGAUGGACGCGUCUUCCAGAUCGAGUACGCCACCAAGGCGGUGGCUAAGAGCGGCACCGUCAUCGGUCUGCGGGGCAAAGACUGCGUGGUCCUAGCUGUGGAGAAGAUCAUCUGCAGCAAGUUGUACGAGGACGAUGCUGGUGGACGCCUGUUCACGAUUGAAAGGAAUAUCGGAAUGGCUAUAGCCGGGCUAUUGGCCGAUGGAAACUUUAUUGCUGACAUUGCCCGCCAGGAGGCGGCCAACUAUCGUCAACAAUACGAACACACCAUCCCAUUGGAGCAACUGUGCGAACGGGUUUCCGGCUACAUGCACGCAUACACUCUAUACAGCGCCGUCCGGCCCUUCGGACUUACCGUCAUUUUCGGCUCCUGGGACGAGAUGCAGGGACCCCAGCUGUACAAGAUUGAGCCCUCUGGUUCCUUCUACGGUUACUUUUGUUGCGCCAGCGGAAAAGCCAAGCAACAGGCCAAGACGGAGAUGGACAAGUUGAGGUUCAACAUGAAAGCGGAAGAACUCAUCAAAAGCGCCGGCGAAAUCAUCUACAAGAUUCAUGACGAGCUAAAGGACAAGGACUUCCGAUUCGAAAUGGGUGUUGUGGGCAAGGAAACGAACGGCCAACAUUGCAUUAAUCCUAGCGUCUAUACUGAGAUGGCCAGGAACGCCGGUGAUGCCGCCAGCAAGGAGGAAGAUAGCGACAAUGAGAUUAAUUAAGCAUAUCUUUCGGAGGAACUGACUCUGUGUAUAAUUAUUCGAAAAAACAAGUUCUUUUAUACUUUAGUUUUAACGUUUGACUUUCCACAUUUUUCUAUCGGAUGGAUUAAUGGUUUAUAAAUACUAGAGAAUAUUUAUACUUUCAAAUCAAUUUAAUAUUCCAAAAAAUAAACCAGAGAUGCAUUUAA
This is a messenger RNA of Drosophila ananassae, 1106 nucleotides long. Its product is annotated as proteasome subunit alpha type-3. Lineage: Eukaryota; Metazoa; Arthropoda; Insecta; Diptera; Drosophilidae. The transcript has a single exon. Gene Ontology annotation, cellular component: proteasome core complex, alpha-subunit complex; synapse; proteasome core complex. The record is from RefSeq and is a predicted model, not a curated record. The coding region runs from base 157 to 918 and encodes 253 amino acids. Gene Ontology annotation, biological process: ubiquitin-dependent protein catabolic process.